Molecule: messenger RNA, 1551 nt
Organism: Apis laboriosa (Himalayan honeybee)
Lineage: Eukaryota; Metazoa; Arthropoda; Insecta; Hymenoptera; Apidae
Exons: 3
Coding region: 238-1443 (401 amino acids)
Source: RefSeq, a predicted model, not a curated record
UUAAUGCGCAUAAAUAAUCGCUGAAGAUUCAAAUACGUGCUUUUUAAUUAUUUUCUGAAGGUAUAUAUGCACGUAGAAUCAUACCAUAAUCACAUUUAUCUUACUUAUUAAUCUCUACUUUUGAAAUUGCGCACGUUGUGCGUGCAAUUUUCUUAAAUAAAAUAUCAAUUCUCCGAGUAUAUGAAGCUGUCUUCAUCAAUCAAAAUGGAUUGAAGUUGCAAUAUUUUAGUUGAAAAAAUGAAGAAUAAAGUGUCGAAUCUCUCUUUAUUUUACGUGGUAUUAAAUACCAUAAUAUUCAUCGUUAUUAUCGAAAAAACUGACGCAAUAACAGAAUUUAAGGAAAAAAUAGAAAAUUCUUUGUCUACAUUGCAUCAUAGUUUACCUGUUAUUUUACAAUCUUUACAAAUCCCAUCAAGAUCAUAUAAAAAAGAAGACAUUUUGAUAGCAGAGAAUCCAAACUUUCGUAACAAGGAUAAUCCAGAGGUUGAAAAUGAAACAAGAGAAAAAGAACUGAACGUUGAAGAUAACUCAAAAAACUUGCCAAAACUAGAAAAUUUUUUAUCGAAAUGUAUUGAUGAAUUUUCUGAAACGCAAGUUGAUUAUUCUCAAUCAAAUUCAUCUUUUCUGGAAACAUUAGAAAAUUAUUCCUGCAAAACAGAGGCUUUAAAUUAUGGUUACCAGCAUAUAAUUGAAAUUAUAAUUCAUGAAUCUUUUUGUGAGCUGAACAAACUUUUUCAUUACAUCUUAAUUGCAGUAAAUAAUUUACAACCUGAAUCUCCAUUGAUCUGGCUAUUUAACAUAGCACAAGAUAUAAUUUCAUUUGGUGAUCUUAUAUUUAACGAAACUACUUUACCUGAAAUAGUAGAGGUCGAAUUGUCCAAUUUAGAAGAAUUUUUACAUAAUCCUGAAAAUAUAAAAAUCUUAAUUAAUAAUAUAAAAAAAUCUAUCCCUAUUUUUAUUCCUAUUGCAAGAAGUAUAAUUAAAUUAGUAAAUUCUGUUAAAGAAAUUUUCUAUCGUGUACAAAAUCUUUUUGAACAUCUUGAUUUUAAUUAUUUAGAGAAAAUUGAAGAUUUAAAAGAAAUAGGAAAGAAAUUGUUCAUUUUGGGCAAACAAUUAAUAACUUCACUUUAUAAUUUAGCAUUAUCUCCUCUAAAAGAAAUAAAAAAUUUAUUUUUUGAUGCAAUUAUAUGGGUAGAAUCAAUAUUUAAUGAUUUGUUGAAUAACAUUCAACAAAAAUUAUAUCAGUACACAGUAUUUUUAGAAGAAGGUAUUAACAUUUUACAAACUUUUUAUAAUGGUUUUUAUGCAUCUGGAUUCUCGGAAACGUUAAACGAAAUAUUUUCAAUAAUCGAAUCGUCUGUGAAUGAAAUGAACGAAGAAAAAACAAAUUUAAAUGUUUCGAUAUCAUCUACGCUAAUAUCGUCGCAAAGCAAUCUUUUUUAAUUAUUUCUGAAAUAUACAAAUAUAAGGAGUUCUAUUAAUUUCUGGAUAAAUAUUACUUUCAUCCAUUGGGAUAAUUUCUAAAAAUAAUUUUAAUUAUAUCUCGCAAUU